CGCAGACCCGGGCCACGCUGGCGGAGACGAGUCCCCUGGGGACCCUUUAAACACGCAGCAUCCUGAGCUCUGUCCUCGGAGGCAGCCGGUUUGGGGAGCCCCUUAUUAACCAAUAAGAAGGAUAACACAAGAGCUUGCAAGGCCCCCAGGCCCUUGCACUGGAAGCCUCACGUGGAUUCUCUCAUUUAAUGCUUGUGAAAUGCAUAGGGCCAUGGUCCCCAUUUCACAGAGUAGGAGCCUGAAUCUCAGAGUUGGAUUCCUCCAGGGUCGUUUCAUCCAGCCGUGCCAGAGGCAGGUGUUGAGCCGGGUCAUGCCCAACCCUUGGACCGCGGCCUGCUCACGCAUUCCUGCCUGUAACUCUGAGCCCCCCUCAAGAGCCACGUAAAAUGUUGCUCUGGACCAGUCUGUAUCCUAAAGGAGGAAUCAGGCCAAAUACCUGGCCCAGAUCAUUGUGAUGGGGGUGCAGGUGGUGGGCAGGGCCUUUGCCCGGGCCCUGCGGCAGGAGUUUGCAGCCAGCCGGGCAGCAGCUGAUGCUCGAGGACGUGCUGGACACCAGUCUGCAGCUGCCUCCAACCUGUCUGGCCUCAGCCUCCAAGAGGCCCAGCAGAUUCUCAAUGUCUCCAAGCUGAGCCCGGAGGAGAUCCAAAAGAAUUACGAACACCUGUUCAAGGUGAACGAUAAAUCCGUGGGUGGCUCCUUCUACCUGCAGUCCAAGGUGGUCCGAGCUUGGGAGCGCCUGCAGGAGGAGCUCAGGAUCCAGGCCCAGGAGGACAGAGAGAAGGAGCAGAUGCCCAAAACGUGACCACUCAGCUCCUCCUACUGUACCCCAUCCACCUCCUCUAAUUUAUAGUUUGGUAAUAAAUGUCUUUUCCGCAUUUUUCAAUGCACAUA
Molecule: messenger RNA, 891 nt
Organism: Canis lupus familiaris (dog)
Lineage: Eukaryota; Metazoa; Chordata; Mammalia; Carnivora; Canidae
Gene: PAM16
Product: presequence translocase associated motor 16
Exons: 5
Coding region: 455-802 (115 amino acids)
Biological process (GO): protein import into mitochondrial matrix
Cellular component (GO): TIM23 mitochondrial import inner membrane translocase complex
Source: RefSeq, a predicted model, not a curated record